Messenger RNA from Danio rerio (zebrafish), 3629 nucleotides. It is a transcript of the gene borcs6, whose product is annotated as BLOC-1 related complex subunit 6. The record is from RefSeq and is marked provisional. Lineage: Eukaryota; Metazoa; Chordata; Actinopteri; Cypriniformes; Danionidae.
CUUCAUCCUGGGCGAAGAGCUGCAGGUAAAUAUUUAACUGCAUAAAUGCUUCAGUACACCACAUCCAUCCGAAACAUAAAAAACGAACCCAGCUUCAAUCAGCGAUGCUAGUAAACCUGCAGGAUUCGCGGAUAUUUCGUGGACUAACUGCGAAUUCAGAGGCCUGCAGUACAGCUAAAGCUUAUCGUCGAGCUAACGUCAGCAGGUGGAGGGAUGAGCCGCUCUCCUGUGACCGUUCAGGAUGUGCCGGAAGAAGCAAGCAACGGUGUGGACUCCUCUGAAUCUCCUAAGGCCUCUGAUUGGUCAGGACCUCAUGGCUUCACCCCCCAGGCAUUAAAGUUGAGGCACGGGGAUGAUUUUGAGCCUCACGAUGAUCAGCCUGCUCUAUCAGAGACUCGUAAACACACACCUCACCACACGGACUCAUGUAGAGACUCACACACAGAUCAUUCAGAGUCACAGAUUCAACACUCCCAGUGUGCACAUAGUUCAGACGAAGAAGACACACAUGAGAACACACACUCCUGUGAGACUGAGCUAACACACAGUCAUUAUGAAGGAGAGCCGGAAGACUGGAGAGGAGAGGAAGAGGAGAAGAGACAGACAAGUGAUGGAGAGGUGAACAAUGUCCAGCAAAGGAAAGAAGCUCUUGUUUCUGUACAGCCAAUUGGAGCACUCUCAACCGAACACCCUCCCACUCACUCCGAAAUUGAGGAAUGGUCCAAUCCCAAUUCUGUAGACGAAUUCCAACCAAAUACUUCCAUUUCUCCAGAUGAGGCACCUCCCCUCGUCCCAGCCCCACCUCCUGACCAGGCCACACCCCCUCCUCUACUGCCAGAUCUGGAUGAUUCUCCGUGCCCGGCUCACGUGAUGGCAGAGGUGCGUGUGCGCUCUGUUCCGGAGCGGGAGCGAGUUGUGCGUGGCAUGCAGGACAGUAAGAGUCUAGAUGAGAUCAGCGGGGCGUGUGGAGGCGGGACUCGAGGAGGUGGAGCUAGAGGAGGACAGGCAGAAGGACGGAGAGCCACUAUAUCUAGUGCUCUAGAACUGGAGGGAACCGUCAGCCAUGAUGGAGAUCUCACACACUUCAUCACCAAAAACCUUGAACAGAAGAUUAAAAUGAGCUCGCGGCCGAGUCUGGACACAGACUCGGACUGUUCUGGACCUAUCACACGUGGUCGUGGCUCUUUACGUCGUCCAGCUGAUAUACCACCAAUUGACCCAUCGGUGCUGGUAGACCUGCAUAAACACACACAGGACGUGGCGCAGAGUGUUGAGCUGAUGCUGAGAAGCCUCAAUGGAACUAUACAGAAUAUGACUGCUUUAAGUGUGGGUUAUAUCCAGACAUACAGAGAUUCUGUGGAUAGUUUGGGAGAAUCAGUAGACAUGAGUAUAAAGGGAAUGUACACGCUCAUGGCCCGCUGUGAGGAGCUGGAUCGCUCCAUGCAACCUAUACAUACUCUAGCUGCUCAGAUCAGAGACAUCAAACGAACCCUUGACGCCCUGGAGACCAUCUGCAAGUAGCUAUGGCAACAGACCACACCCCCCCUUGACUAAACAGGGACUCCACCCAUUGGAGAAAAGCGGUGGCUCCACCUUCUGCAGUAAUUAUGCUACAUAAUGUGCAAAGGAACCAUUUUGCUAAAAAUGUUUCCUAGCAAUGCCCUGCAAGUGCUCGUCCCCUUAGAGAAAGCUUGGUUCUCUCCCACAUCCGCAAGCACCUCUUUUUUUGUAAUGGCAAAACAGUGUUGUUGAGUCCUCUCUAUGAUUCAUGCCGUCCAACAUCCUUCACAGGAAUGACUUUGAGUCAUUGGUGGCUCUCAAGUGGCUGAGUGGUGUUGCCAUUGACCCGGUUUUUUAAAGUGAGUGUAUGUGUGCAUGUUUAGGUGAGUGUUUUUUAUGGAGCCAGAUCAGUCUCAAAAAUAAUGCAUUCACCAAAUUAAAUUUAUUGUACAUGGACAGCACAAUUCGUAAAUUCAAAAGGCUAUUUAUAUUUAUGCACAAGUCCAAUUGGUAAAUUUAAUACACAAUUCAUAAAUGCACAAAUCCCAUUUGUAAAUUUAAGACGCAAUUCAUAAACACACAAAUCCAAUUCGGAAAUUCAAGACACAAUUCUUGAACGCACAAAUCCAAUUCGGAAAUUCAAGACACAAUUCUUGAACGCACAAAUCCAAUUCGGAAAUUCAAGACACAAUUCUUGAACGCACAAAUCCAAUUUCGAAAUUUCAUACGCAAUUCGUAAACACACAAAUUCAGUUUGUAAGUUUAAGACGGAAUUCAUAAACACACAAAUCCAGUUUGUAAAUUUGAGACUUGAUUCGUAAAUGCACAAAUCCACUUCGUAAAUUUAAGACACAAUUCGUAAACACACAAAUCCAGUUAGUGAAUUUAAGACCCAAUUUGUAAACGCACAAAUCCAAUUAGGAAAUUCAAGAAGCGAUUCAUGAACGCACAAAUCCAAUUCGUAAAUUUAAGACACAAUUCGUAAACACACAAAUCCAGUUAGUGAAUUUAAGACGCAAUUUGUAAACGCACAAAUUCAAUUAGGAAAUUCAGGACGCAAUUCCUGGACGCACAAAUCCAAUUGGGAAAUUCAAGACGCAAUUUAUGUACGCACAAAUCCAAUUCGGAAAUUCAACACACAAUUCAAAAAUGCACAAAUCCAAUUAAUAAAUUUAAGACGCAAUUCAUAAACACACAAAUCCAAUUAAUUUGGGGAAAUAUUUAGAUUUUACCUUUUACUAUUGAAUUUUUGUAUUCACAGAUUGUGUUUUGUAUUUAUGAAUUGGAUUUUGUACAUGUAAAUUGUGCUGUGCGUGUAUGAAUUUCAUUUUGUAAAAGUAUUAUUUUUAGGACAGAUCUGGCUCUGUAUUUUUGGCAGAUUGUGUCAUUGGUGUGUAAAGCACCCAUCUGUAAUGGCCUGAAAUGUAGGACAUAGUAGAAGUGGAAGAUGGGUAUUUGCCGCUAUGGAAGCCAUGCUCUGCGUGUGCUAGUUCAUUCUGGAUGUCAGUGUUUCUGCAGGAUGGAUGCUGUGCAUCCCUGAUCAGCUUGUCUUUCACAGUACCUAUUGUUUAAACACAUUCUGAAGUCAGCUAGUGUCCCCUUAUGUAGUUGAAUGACACUCCAGAGAAAUUGUGAGGACUCAAAGCUUCAGAAAAGAUGAAAAUCACCAUAAAUUGUGAUUAAUGACUCUCGUUUCAGUUUGUUUCUAACAGAGGUAGCCCGAAUGUGAUCAGUUGAUUCUCGUUCAUUAAUUGGCUGGAAAUUAGUAGCUGGUAUGUUCUUCAAAAAUUAUUUUAUGUUCCACACAGUAAAGAAAGCCAUAUUGGACAGACAUAGUGAUAAGUAAACAGUGUGCUAGAAUUAAUUUUUUAACGAAGGUUCUUAUGGUUAAUGAUGAAUUUUGGACUAAUUUGUUCAUCGUUAUGUUGUCUUCGAGUGUUCGUCACUUAAAUCAGAAAUCAGAGGAAGGUGUGGAGAGAAUAUGGAGGGGUCAAAAUGUAUUUUUGAAAAUAGUGUCUGGUCUUCUCUCUUUACUGUCUUGCUAACUAUAACCCUGAUUUGUCCAGCAAUCUGUCAUUAAUGUAUAUUUUAAAUUAUUAUAUAAGCCAAAAUAAAUUUGCUAGAAUGAU